Molecule: messenger RNA, 1411 nt
Organism: Aegilops tauschii subsp. strangulata
Lineage: Eukaryota; Viridiplantae; Streptophyta; Magnoliopsida; Poales; Poaceae
Product: chlorophyll a-b binding protein, chloroplastic
Biological process (GO): photosynthesis, light harvesting
Cellular component (GO): membrane
Source: RefSeq, a predicted model, not a curated record
GCUCCGAUCCUCUCAAGACAUCUCCACACCCACUCCUCAUUCUUGGAGAACAGAAUACAGAGGACCUCCAUCGAUCAGAAUGGCCGCAACCACCAUGUCACUCUCUUCUCCAGCCUUUGCCGGCAAGGCAGUCAAGAACUUGCCAUCAUCGUCUCUUUUCGGGGACGCCCGCGUCACCAUGCGCAAGACGGCGGCAAAGGCCAAGCAGGUUGUCUCCGGCAGCCCGUGGUAUGGCUCUGACCGCGUGCUCUACCUCGGCCCACUUUCUGGCGAGCCCCCGAGCUACCUCAAUGGUGAGUUCCCUGGCGACUACGGCUGGGACACCGCUGGGCUGUCGGCCGACCCCGAGACCUUUGCCAAGAACCGUGAGCUGGAGGUGAUCCAUUGCCGUUGGGCCAUGCUUGGCGCGCUCGGGUGCGUCUUCCCAGAGCUGCUCGCCCGCAACGGUGUGAAGUUCGGCGAGGCUGUUUGGUUCAAGGCCGGAUCCCAGAUCUUCAGCGAGGGCGGCCUCGACUACCUCGGCAACCCAAGCCUUGUGCACGCCCAGAGUAUCCUUGCCAUCUGGGCUUGUCAGGUCGUGCUCAUGGGCGCCGUCGAGGGCUACCGCAUUGCCGGUGGACCGCUUGGUGAGAUCGUUGACCCGCUCUACCCAGGCGGUAGCUUCGACCCACUCGGCCUUGCCGACGACCCUGAGGCAUUCGCCGAGCUCAAGGUUAAGGAGAUCAAGAACGGCCGCCUCGCCAUGUUCUCCAUGUUCGGUUUCUUUGUGCAAGCCAUCGUCACCGGUAAGGGUCCACUCGAAAACCUCGCUGACCACCUCACUGACCCCGUCAACAACAACGCCUGGGCAUUCGCCACCAACUUCGUUCCCGGCAAGUAAGGUGCUGGAUCCCAGAUCUUCAGCGAGGGCGGCCUCGACUACCUCGGCAACCCAAGCCUUGUGCACGCACAAAGUAUCCUUGCCAUCUGGGCUUGUCAGGUUGUGCUCAUGGGCGCCGUCGAGGGCUACCGCAUUGCCGGUGGACCACUCGGUGAAAUCAUCGACCCACUCUACCCGGGCGGCAGCUUUGACCCGCUUGGCCUUGCCGACGACCCUGAGGCAUUCGCCGAGCUCAAGGUUAAGGAGAUCAAGAACGGUCGCCUUGCCAUGUUCUCAAUGUUCGGUUUCUUUGUGCAAGCCAUCGUCACCGGCAAGGGUCCACUUGAGAACCUCGCUGACCACCUCGCCGACCCCGUCAACAACAACGCAUGGGCAUUCGCCACCAACUUUGUUCCUGGCAAGUAAGGUGUGUAUGUGCGCGUACACGCGCUUGCAGUGAAGUGUGCCGUUGUGCGGUUCGAGUUGUACUACCAUGGUGUAAAUUACGAGGAUUUGAUUGUGUAAUGAAAACUACGAGAAUUCUGUGCAAAA